AUGUCGAAUCCCUCUUUUCCAGGUCGAAAUCUCUAUGCAUCCUCGAGUAAGCUCCCCGAUCGCACGGCGCAAAAGGCCGGAACCACUGUUCCCUCCCAGCAGUAUCCGCAGUCUACAUUUGGGCGACGGCCUGAGCAACAAUACCAGUUCGGACAGUCUAUCGCGCCCCAGCAUGGCGCGUUGGGUGGGAGGCAGAGUAUGGAGAAAGAAUCGAACGCUCUUAGCGAAUUAAGCGAGGAACAAAGAGAUGAAAUAAAUGAAGCCUUCUCAUUAUUCGACCUCGAUCGGGACCGGCACCUAGACUACCAUGAAGUGCGUGUCGCGAUGAGAUCUUUAGGGUUUUCUAUGCCCAAGCCAGAAGUCGCGCAGAUCAUGCAAUCGCAAGGAGUGCCGAAGCCACAGUUUAAGAGAGGGCCUCCCGUCAAAGGACAACAGACAUAUCACUCUAGCCAGCUUCUUUUACCACAAAACGCGUUUCAGCGCAUAGCGGCGCAAAAGAUAUUCGAACGCGACCCUACAGAGGAAGUUGAACGAGCCCUAUUACUAUUCGAUCCAGACCAGCGAGGUUACAUUGAAGUGGAUGAUAUUCGCAGAGUCGCUCGAGAACUAGGUGAGACGGGUCUCGAGGAUGAAGAAAUACAGGCAAUGGUGGAGGAGUUUGACUAUGACGGGACAGGAAGCGUUGCGAAAGAGGCCUUUUAUGCCAUUUGUCUGCAAUGA
Fonsecaea monophora is the source of this 720-nucleotide messenger RNA. RefSeq lists its product as hypothetical. The coding region runs from base 1 to 720 and encodes 239 amino acids. The transcript has 2 exons. Gene Ontology annotation, molecular function: microtubule binding; calcium ion binding. Gene Ontology annotation, biological process: spindle pole body duplication. NCBI's taxonomy places the organism in Eukaryota, Fungi, Ascomycota, Eurotiomycetes, Chaetothyriales, Herpotrichiellaceae. The record is from RefSeq and is a predicted model, not a curated record. Gene Ontology annotation, cellular component: mitotic spindle pole body; half bridge of spindle pole body.